AUGAGUGGCUUUCAAAGAAGGAGAGCAACUAGAGGGGAAUUAGAACAGGGUCAGAGGGAGAUGAAGGUAGCAGAUGAAAGAAUGAAAUCUGAAGCUGAAAGUAGGGGCGAAUUGCCAAUACACAAUGGGCCUGAAGAUGAACCUGAGGAAAAACGGAAAGGGGAACCAUCUCCACCGAAAGGGGAUAAGAGAGAUGAACCUUUAAAAGGCACCCCGGCAAAGAGCUCCAAUCAGGGUUCAGGCGUCAAGGCAUUGCAACCUCCUACACAACCUCCUCCCGAUCCUCCUGUUGACCCUUCACGUCAAGAUCUGGUGAGCUUCACUGAGAAGAAUAUGUCCGUCGACAAAGGCGAUGGCAAGAAUGUUGAUGGCACAUCUGCAAGGACCACCAGGGCCCAGCAAGAGAGGGGCAUGGAGUUUUUGAGAAUGCAAGCGAUGAGAGAUCAAGAAGAGAAAGAGGAAUGCAGGGGACAAAUUCAGCUGUUGAUAGAAGAGAAUUUUGCAACUUCUGAGGAACAGCCCGACAAAGCCAGCCCAGGAUUUGAGCUGCAGGGUUCAAGACCCCAAAGGAGCACGAUGAAGACCUUUGACAUCAAGGUGGUCAUUGCAGGCCGCUGUGAAAGUUUGGAGCUGAAGCCCAUGGAGUCAGAACAGAAUCUUUGGAAGAUGGUUUUGGUCAGAGAAGAUUUUCAAGAAGCAGAGGAAGAACUGAUUUCCAAUGGCCGCGUCAUUGGACUUGUGAUGACGUAUGUUGAUGACAUUUUCAUUGUGGCAGAGGAGAAUGUCGCCAAGACGCUUGCCCAGAGGUUUCAGGACACAUGGGCCACCACUCAACCAGAAUGGGUGGGUGAAACGCCGGUGAGGUUCCUUGGCCUGGAGGUGGCUUGCCAUCAGAUUGAGGCCGCCAAUUGCAUCAAAGAAACAGCUGCGCAGAUGAGAUCAUACCUCAAAGGAACUGCAGGUGAGGGCCUUCGAUACAAGGAAAAGAUCGAAGAUCCCAUCACUUUGUAUGUGCACUCAGGCUCCAGCUUUGCUCCUGAGUCAAAUGAAUCGCAUGGAUCAUUUGUGGUCAUGGUCAGACAGGGUACGAUCACCUUGAGCACUGCGGAAUCAGAGCUGAUGGGGCUGGUGGAAGCGAUGGUUGCCGGUGAAUCAGUUUUUGUGGUGCUGGCUGAAUUGCUCGGCGAUGUCAAUAAGGUGGCAUUGUGCGAUUCUCAGGCUGCUCUGGCCAUUUUGGUCGCUGAAGGUAUACGCCAUGUUCCUGGUGAAAGGAUGCUGGCUGACUUGGGCACGAAGGCGUUGGCUUCGACCCGAAUGGAAGCUUUGAAAAAGAUGAUGGGCAUGGGAACGGCUCAAGCCAAAAAAGAGGUUUCAAUUCCAGACAAGGAUGAGGAGGAAAUCAAGACCAGCUCAAAACUGGUCACAAUGAUGGCCCUCAAGCUCAUCACCAUGGCGGCCACGUUGUCAGCAUCACGAGCUCAAAAUGAUGAAGAAGAAUGGCCUAAGGUCUGUGGAAGGUAG
Messenger RNA from Cladocopium goreaui, 1521 nucleotides. The record is from the annotation of a GenBank genome assembly. Lineage: Eukaryota; Dinophyceae; Suessiales; Symbiodiniaceae.